UUCCUCCUUCAUUGACCCUUUAACUUUCUCUUUCUUUCGUUGCAACGUUUUCAACAACAAUUCCCAUGAUGUUCCUUGUUUUCCUUCUCCUUGCUCUAUGGUUUUCAGAUUAUGGUAUGUUACGAGUUGCUUCAUUAGGGAUCAACUAUGGUCAAGUUGGCAGCAAUUUGCCACCACCCGAUAAGGUUCUUGAUCUGUUAAGUUCCCUUAUGAUCACAAAAGUGAAAAUCUACGACACAAAUCCUCAAAUUCUGACAACAUUCGCCAACUCCGGCGUUGAGCUCAUUGUCACGGUUGAAAACCAGAUGCUAUCCGUGGUAAUGGACCCUCAACAAGCACUUCAAUGGGUUAGCACCCACGUCAAGCCUUAUUUCCCGGCCACGAAGAUCACCGAGAUCGCGGUCGGGAAUGAAGUGUUCACCGACGACGACACGUCUCUUAUCGGAUAUCUCGUCCCGGCCAUGGUCAGCAUCCAUGGUGCGUUAGUUCAAUUAGGGCUAGACAAGUACAUUCUGGUUUCGACACCCAAUUCAUUGGCUGUUCUUGAAGAAUCGUUCCCUCCGUCGGCCGGGAGUUUCAAAGGCGAAGUGUCGGCGAUCAUGUCAGAGUACCUUCGGUUUCUCGCGAGCACCGGUUCCCCGUUUUGGAUCAAUGCGUACCCUUAUUUCGCUUACAAAGGUGCCCCGGAAAACGUUUCAUUGGACUAUGUUCUUUUCAACAAAAAUCCUGGCAUGGUCGAUCCUUACACCAAGCUGCACUAUGACAACAUGUUGUACGCACAGGUAGAUGCUGUCGUUUACGCCAUGUUCAGGUUGGGUUAUAGUGGGAUCGAGGUGAGGGUGUCGGAGACCGGUUGGCCGUCAAAAGGCGAUCCGGAUGAAGUUGGAGCGACACCAGCGAAUGCGGCCGUUUACAACAGGAAUUUGCUGAGGAGGCAAAUGAGGAAUGAGGGGACACCUUUGAGACCAAACACGAGGCUUGAAGUGUACUUGUUUGCUUUGUUCAAUGAGGAUAUGAAGCCCGGACCGACCUCGGAGAGAAACUACGGACUUUUUGAACCUGAUGGAACCAUUGCUUACAAUGUGGGACUCUCUGCCUUAUCCACAACUUCAUCGACAUCGACAUCGACAUCAACAUCGUCGUCGUCUUUUUCGUUUUUCCUUACAUCAUCUGCAGAUAAGGCAACAAAUAUGGGGUACGAAAGAUGGGUGUAUUGCAUGUUUUUGUAUUUGCUGGCUUGCCAAGUUUUUCCAAGACGACAUUAACAAGUAAAAAUGGUGAGUGCCUGUAAAUAUUACCUUUGGGAAUUGG
This is a messenger RNA of Hibiscus syriacus, 1311 nucleotides long. RefSeq names its product glucan endo-1,3-beta-glucosidase 11-like. Gene Ontology annotation, cellular component: plasma membrane. Gene Ontology annotation, molecular function: hydrolase activity, hydrolyzing O-glycosyl compounds. The record is from RefSeq and is a predicted model, not a curated record. NCBI's taxonomy places the organism in Eukaryota, Viridiplantae, Streptophyta, Magnoliopsida, Malvales, Malvaceae. The transcript has 3 exons. Gene Ontology annotation, biological process: carbohydrate metabolic process. Bases 66 to 1265 code for a protein of 399 amino acids.